CAUAUUGGUGUUAUUCAACUUUGAUUAUGCAUUAUUCCGGAUCAUUAUUCUGAGUUCUGUACUCAUCUGCUCACUUGAACUGGAUUGCUUUCUUUGAACUUUGUGGUGUGUUUCUUCCAUGUGCGAAUCGUCUGAUAGAUAACUGCAUUGAGGGUGCCGAACAUCAUUGAGUUUUGAAUACUUAUCCGUACCUAGCAUCAACAGCGGUCAUCCUGUAUUACACGAGUGUAUGCGGAGUCAACCAUGAAGAUACUUUCAUUUCUGAUGUAGCCCGGAAAAAAAUUCGUCUACUCUUCAUUUAUUUUACCUAUAAUCAGAUUCAGGGUUCAACAUUUUGCUACCAGCCGGCACAGGUUUACCGCCACAUUAUUUUGGUAACUUCUUUACCAGAUAAUGCGCAUGACUGUGGCAGAGCAGGACGAUCUUGGAAUUGGCAACAUGUGAGAGGAAACAAAAUCUCAGCAACUCGGAUCAACUUGACUCACAUCGCAAGACACCUAUAGCAUAAUUGACCUUUCUGCUUCAGUAUAGCAUGAAAAAUCUUUCAGAGAUGGAGAAGGCGCUGAAUUGCAUCGCACUUUUGUCAAACAUGUACUGUUAACUGAGACAUCAAAUUUGCGAGCUCUUUGUAGUACGAUUUAGAACCUUUUUUUCUUGUAUCAAGUGAAAACUGUCGAAAAUAAAAUGGUUCACGAGGAGGAUACAUCUGAGGUUGGGAUCGGGAGUCUAUGGGCGGCCGUCUUGGAUUCGACUACACGGAUCAUGGCUGCAACAGUAGCUUCGUCUAGUGACCUCUCGUCCGAUGAAGACUUACCUCCAAUGGCCGCCCUCUCCUCAGGACCCACCUCACCGUUUUCCGAUGCCUUGGAUAUAGCCGGCUUUGGAGGCGAUGGCACAUCGCCGGCACACACCGGGGCAGGUAAAGGGGGCAGCUCCGGGAAGAAGCACAAAGGACCUUCCGGCUUCUUUCUGUCCAUCAUGAGAAGCAAUAGAUCCUUGUUCAUCUUCAGCGAGCAGAACUUCAUCAGAAGAUGUGCCAAGUGGUUGACAGAGUGGCCUCCGUUCGAGUAUCUAGUCCUAGCUACCAUCAUAGCAAACUGUGUUGUCCUGGCUCUAGAAGUCCAUCUACCAAUGGAAGACAAGACGCCCAUGUCUAUGGAACUGGAGAAGACGGAGAUUUACUUCCUUGCCAUUUUUUGCCUGGAAGCAACCAUCAAAAUCACGGCUCUAGGUCUGGUACUACACGAAGGCUCGUAUCUCCGCAAUGGAUGGAACUUUAUGGAUUUUAUAGUCGUAGUUACUGGGUUUAUAACCUUCAUAGGGGGGUUAGCAUCGGAGGGCGAUGCGACCAGUUCUGGGGCUCCAGACCUCCGAACCCUUCGAGCUAUUAGAGUGCUUCGACCCCUGAAAUUAGUAUCAGGCAUCCCAAGUUUGCAAGUUGUCCUCAAAGCCAUCCUCAAAGCCAUGGCUCCCCUCCUCCAAAUCGGUAUGCUUAUUUUGUUUGUCAUUAUCAUCUUCGCCAUCACCGGCAUGGAGUUUUUCCAGGGUAAAUUCCACAAAACCUGCUUCUACACGGAUGAGAGCGGUAACAGCACAGGAGUCAUGGCGGUGGAGAAGGGGGAGUCUCCCCAAGUGUGUUCAGAUCCGGAUGUCUCUGGCGGUCACAAGUGUCCUAAUAACACCAUUUGUUCGGAGUAUUGGGAAGGUCCCAACUUUGGCAUCACAAACUUUGACAACAUGCUCUUUGCAAUGUUAACGGUAUUCCAGUGUAUUACCAUGGAAGGCUGGACCGACAUCAUGUACUAUUGUAACAAUUCCGAAGGGCCGUAUUUUGUCUGGUUGUACUUCAUCCCCCUCAUCAUCCUGGGCUCGUUCUUCAUGUUGAACCUCAUUCUUGGUGUCUUGAGUGGAGAGUUUGCAAAAGAGAGAGAGCGCGUGGAAAACCGACGAGAGUUUCUGAAACUCCGGCGGCAACAGCAAAUAGACAAGGAACUAAACGGUUACUUAGAAUGGAUAUGCAAAGCAGAAGAGGUCAUGUUGAAUGACAAUACGACCUCCGAGGAAGAAAGAGCAACAAUAGAAGCUCGUCGCCGUGCUGCUGCAAUGUUACAACGCGAACUGAGUCUGGGCAAUGGAAAGGCCAUCAGCAGCACAAUUGAAGAUAAUUUUGAUCUAGACACGAUAGAUAAAGCCAAACUAACCGGUUCCCCCAAAUCUAACAAAUCAGAGAAGGCCAAGCAGAAGCAGAAGCGCUGCCUCUGGCUCCGUCGCCGAGAGAAGAGGUUACGAUUCACCGUGCGUCACAUGGUCAAAACGCAGGCGUUUUAUUGGCUGGUCAUCGUGCUGGUGUUCCUCAACACCGUCUGUGUCGCUAUCGAGCAUUACGAGCAACCUGAGUGGCUCUCACAGUUUCUCACCCAUGCAGAGUAUGUCUUCUUAGGAAUCUUCAUCACGGAGAUGGCCAUCAAGAUGUACGGUCUCAGCCCGUCGGUCUACUUCAAAUCUGCCUUCAACAAGUUUGACUGUAUGGUUAUCCUGGCUAGUUUGUUUGAGGUCAUCUACACCAAGUUUCAGGGUGGUUCCUUCGGUCUCAGCGUCCUUCGAGCCCUGCGCCUUCUUAGAAUAUUCAAAGUAACAAGAUACUGGUCUCCAAUGCGCUAUUUGAUCAUCUCCUUGGUGCAUAGUAUUCGAUCCAUUGUCAGUCUGGUGUUCUUGCUCUUCUUAUUCAUCGUCAUAUUUGCCUUGCUCGGCAUGCAGCUAUUUGGUGGCUCUUUUAACUACAACCCUGACAGCCCCAAACCUGCCAACAAUUUUGACAUCUUCCCAAUCGCACUCAUGACGGUGUUUCAGAUCCUGACUGGAGAGGAUUGGAACAUAGUGAUGUACUACGGUGUUCAGUCCAAGGGAGGCGUGUCAUCGGGCAUGAUCUACAGUCUCUACUUCGUCAUUCUGGUGCUAUUUGGCAACUACACCCUAUUGAAUGUCUUCCUUGCUAUCGCUGUGGACAACCUGGCUAACGCCCAAGAGAUGACCAAACUAGAUCAGGAGGAUGAAGAGGAGGCUCAGGCACUGAGAGAUGCCGAGCAGAGAGAACUACAGUCUCAACGUAACUCACCACAGCCUGGAGAGGAAGCAAUAGAGGGGAGUACAACCAUCCAUAUGAACGAUGUCAAAAGGAUGAAUGGAGACCACAAUGUGGAGAAUGGCGACCCAGAGAUCAAAGUGACUGUGGUGGACCCUCCUCAAUCCCGGUGGCGCCGCUGGUUUACCUAUCUGAAUGUGCAUGGUAUCCCAUGGCCGUGCCCCUCUGUGGGACCGGUGAAUUGUCCCGGUAUGGACGCCGUCUGUAACUCCACCUGCUGGUCUGCUUGUCCCUGCUCGCGACCCCGCUGCUGUGGUAGACGGGAGAACAAAGAUGAAGAAGCUCAAGAUACUCAAGAAGAGGAUGAGUUUGGACCCAAGGAGAUGGUUCCUUUCAGUUCCCUCUUCAUCUUCAGUACCACCAACCCCGUGCGACGGUUCUGCCACUACAUCGUCAACCUUCGCUACUUUGACUUCCUCAUCAUGGUUGCCAUUGCUCUGAGUAGUAUCACACUGGCCAUGGAAGACCCCAUCCAUUCAGAGAGUGACUACAAUAAGGUUCUGGAGUAUUUCGACUACGCCUUCACCACCAUCUUUACCAUUGAGAUGAUACUCAAGAUCCUCGAUAUGGGGCUGCUGCUCCACAAGGGAUCAUACUGCCGAGAUGUCUGGAACAUUCUAGAUUCCACUGUCGUCAUCUGUGCGCUGGUCGCUUUCGGUGUCACCCAGUCGCAAGGAGAUGGAGAGAACUCGGGUGCUAGCAAGAACCUGAACACCAUCAAAGCGCUCAGGGUGUUUCGAGUGCUACGACCCCUCAAAACUAUCAAGAGAGUUCCCAAACUCAAGGCCGUGUUUGACUGCGUGGUGAACUCCGUCAAGAAUGUCACCAACAUUGCCAUCGUCUACGGCCUCUUCAUGUUCAUCUUUGCUGUGAUUGGUGUUCAGCUCUACAAGGGUCGUUUCUUCCACUGUACAGAUCCCUCCAAGCACACCGAGAUAGAGUGCAUGGGUAACUAUUUCGUCUACAGUGGCGACCUGAUUACAGAAAUCCAGCCUAGAAAGUGGGAGCGGUAUCCAUUCCAUUAUGAUAACGUCUUUGCAGCGUUACUCACACUGUUCACCGUCUCCACCGGAGAAGGAUGGCCUGACGUCUUAAAACACUCCAUCGAUGCGACAGCCGAAGGCCGAGGCCCUGAGCCCUACAACAAUCUCCAGAUGGCGUUCUUCUAUGUGGUCUACUUCAUCAUCUUCCCUUUCUUCUUCCUGAACAUCUUCGUUGCGCUGAUCAUCAUCACCUUUCAGGAGCAAGGAGAUAAAGAUUUCCAGGACGGAGACAUUGACAAGAAUCAAAAACAAUGCAUGGAGUUCUGUAUUCACGCCAAGCCCACAGACGGUUUCGUCCCGGUCGAAAAGAACUCCGUCAAGUACAAAGUCUGGAAGCUGGUGGUGUCUCAACCGUUUGAAUACUUCAUCAUGAUUCUCAUUGCUCUGAAUACCAUCGCGCUGAUGAUGAAGAAAUACAAAGCCUCCCAGGAGUUUGUUGAUAUCUUAACCUACCUCAAUAUCGGCUUCACGGUUCUCUUCACGAUUGAAGCCAUCUUAAAGCUUAUUGCUUAUGGGCCCAAGAACUACUUCCGGGCAGCAUGGAAUACAUUUGACUUCAUCACCGUGAUCGGGAGCAUCGCAGACGCAAUCAUCUCGCAAGUUGGCGCUGAUACUUUCAUCAAUCUCAGUGUUCUGAGGCUGUUUCGCGCAGCUCGGUUGAUCAAACUCCUUCGCCAGGGCUCCUCCAUCCGAAUUCUUCUCUGGACAUUCGUUCAGUCUUUCAAGUCUCUGCCGUGGGUCUGUCUGCUCACUUUCAUGCUGUUCUUCAUCUAUGCAAUCAUAGGCAUGCAGGUGUUUGGUAACAUAGACACUACCGACGUUAACAGCCAGAUUAAUCGGCACAACAACUUCAGCAACUUUUUGAUGGGCCUGAUUUUACUCUUCAGGUGUGCGACAGGUGAAAGCUGGCAGGGUAUCAUGUUAGCCUGCGCGCAGGGUAGUAAAUGUCAUCCAGAGAGUAUUCCUGCGACAGCCACCGAAGAAGAGAAAUACGGCUGCGGCUCGGUCUUGUCCUACGCCUACUUCGUCUCCUUCAUAUUCCUCUGCUCUUUCCUCAUGCUGAAUCUCUUCGUGGCCGUCAUCAUGGACAACUUUGACUAUUUGACUCGCGACGCUUCGAUCCUGGGUGCCCAUCACCUGGACGAGUAUGUGCGUGUCUGGGGAGAGUUGGAACCUGCGGGAACUGGUCGUCUACACUACAAAGACAUGUAUGAGAUGCUGCGGACAAUGGAGCCCCCGGUUGGGUUUGGUCGGAAUUGCCCCUACAGAAUCGCUUACAAGCGUCUGAUACGAAUGAACAUGCCCGUCGCCGAAGAUAAAACGGUGCAUUUUACCACCACUCUGAUGGCCCUGAUACGCACGGCUCUAGACAUCAAGAUAGGACAGGUUUCCGACAGAGAUCGUCACGAUCGUGAGCUGAGGGAGGCUGUCAAGAAUUUCUGGCCCACGUUGAACGCUGAAAAGCUAGAUUUGCUGGUCCCUCCAGACAGUGAGUUAAUCGGAGAAAAACUGACCGUUGGUAAGAUUUACGCCGCUCUACUGAUCUAUGAGACGUGGAGAGAAUACAAGGCAAAACUACAGAGAGACGGUCACGCUAGAACGCUGAUGGAAGUUAUAGAGCUGGCAAUAUUUCAGAAGCACUACCGAGCCAAUCCCUAUAUGAACAUCAACAGCGUUCAUUACCAGAAAAUCUUCACAAACAGAUUCAGAAAUUUUAUCCAGGCUGCUCAGAAGCGCCCAUCCCUCUUCCGACGACUCGUUGGAGCCGUCAGGCGAGGAAGCGCUGAGAACGUCUUCAAAGAAGUUGAAGAAGAAGACGAGGAAACUCCACUAGCACCCAACGAGCCGAAGCCAGAGCCCAAGGCCAUUGAGCCCCCGCCUGCCAAGCCGAGAGAGAGGGACCGGGACAGAGAUCGGGACAGGGACCGAGAUCGGGACCACGGCAGGCCCAGGAUGAUAGCCAGCACGCUACCUAGAAUCGACAGCUCUGGGUCAGAAGGACUGACAGCAGACCAGCACAGCAGGAGGUCAUCACCACAAGUACACGACAAGUCCCCAGAUAGACAUCGUGGAAGAUCCCGUGAUAGACAGUAUGACAGAUCUCAGGAUAGACCCCAGGACAGACCCCAGGAUAGACCUAGUGACGGGCCACGAGAAUCUCGGAGAAGGCCUCGGGACACGCUAGACAGCGCAAGGAAGACCCUAGUAGAACACAUGGAGCAGCACGAGUAUUCCGAUGAGGGUUUUUACAAUGAGGAGGGCCGAGAUAACGCUGCAUGUUAUUUUGAAAAUGAACGCGAUGAGAUGUUCACUCCAGGUAUUGAAAUGGCUGAUAUAAGAGGCCACGAUGCACCAGAUAUACAAAGGUCUGCCUCGGGGUCCAUGGACAGGAAGUCAAUGGACAGAAAUUCGUCAGCCAGUUCCUCCUACCAUCAAAUUCCUAGUCUACAGCCUCCACCUCAGUCCUCUAGAAGCAAAAGUAGCCACAAUGAUCAUGGACGGUCCAGACAAAGAGAUACUUUAGCCCCUGAAAACCCGUAUCGUAGAGAGAGAAGGUCCAGUAGGGAUAGGUCAACCUUAGAUGAUCCACAUCAACCUUAUGAUGCCCCUCGUACUGAUAUAAGUAGGAGUAACUCUAGGAAUAACUUAGACAGGAAAAUAGGCCACUCUUCAUCUUCUGUUGACUUCCGUUCACAGAAAGCCUUGCCUCAGACCCAGCGACCGUCGGACGCUUACAGCUACGAUAACCUACGAGAGAUAGAUUCUCAAGAUGGUAGACACAGACGAAGCUUUCGAGACGUCCGAAUCGAUCCAAGUUUGGGCAGCCGAGAGUCCCUUAACAGAUCUCAUAGACAUCCUAGCUCGCUGUCUCAAUCAGACGUUAGGUUUGAAGACCCAAAUGACACUCAGUCACUUACCAAGAACGGUGCACUGAGACAUUCUUCCAAGCAUCUUGAAGCUAACGCUAAUCUCAAAAGAAGGGGGUCCUAUAAUUCCCAAGAUCCUGAGAGGAGUAGCCAAAAGAGAAAAGAACCCGAGACCAGACUUGACAAACCCAAUUCUCACCCUCGGCCCCACAGAGAUAGGCACUGGAAAUCAGACGAUCGAUACCGAGAUAGUCCCACUGAUUAUACAGAUUCCCCAGUCCUGAGCCAUAGGCCAUCCCCAACUGGAAUGCCAGUCUCGCAUAGCGUCCCUUCCAUAGACAAGAACAAAUCCGGCAAACGUUACACCUCCCCAAGCAUGCCCGAGUUUGCAACGCCCAAGCCAAAUAAGAAUCAAAUGUACACCAGCACGCCCACUGACAAUCAAGAGAUCAAUCGCAAUACCAAGUAUUUAGAGGACGAGCGUAACACUAGGGGUAGGAGUAGUAGGCGAUCAAGUAAAGAUGGGGUUUAUGUGGAUGAAAACCGCAAUGUAACGGUGAUCGGGGAUACCACUGGGCAAGGGAGACAGAUUGAUAAGAAAGAGGAUACCCGAGCCCAUCGACGGGGCUCCGCAGAUAGGGAAAUGACCCGUAGGACAAGACGGGAUAUCGAUAGCACAGAGGCGGACAGUCGGUCCCACGCCCCCGGCAAACACAGACGGAAACACAGCCGAGAGGAAAUCAGACAGGAUGGUGAUGAUGAUCAGUAUGAGGGAGACGGGGUACCGGACCAACGGAAGUACACCCCGCGGGGUGGCCGGCCUAGACCUGACGAGGGUGCAAACCGAAGAGAAAGACUAGACUCGGAGGAAAGUGUGUCCUCAUCCCAACCCCUGCUUGGGUCAGGACGAUCCCCAUCACCAAUACGACGUCGAAUACCAAAGGUAGACCUACCAGACCCCUCUGCACACCCGUACCUACCCCCUUCCCCAACCUACCGGACAGGCCAAGAGGAUCAGCCACACCGGGGAACAACCAAUGGCAAACGUCAGCCUAAGCGGUACGAUCAACGGCCCCCAGAUGAUCCUUCCAAUCAGGAGGGUAAAACAAAACCACGACGACCUUCACCAUCCAAGCGGGAUAUCUCCGGCCCUGUCUCCACACCCAGCAAACGAGCCCAAAGUGCCGAGCAUUUGCCCGAGACUGAGUACAGUCCGGGAAUGGUACGCCGUACCCCCGGUCGCCGGUUACCACCGGUACCCGGCGAGGCUAGACCCUCAAGUUCCUUGUCGGGUACGCCGAGGCCCAGACCUCGCUCAGCUGGUACCUCACGCUCAAAAGACUCUAGUCCUGUCAGGCAACCUCCUUCACAUCCUAAAAACAAAGAUCCUCGACAACUGGAGAACCGAUCAACACCGCCACCGUUUCCUAUGGACGACCGACCACCGCAGUAUGAAGCAGUGAUGCGUACACAGGAGCAGGCUGAAUCAUCGGGAAUGGAUCCUCGCUUACCGAAUGGUUACAGACCAGGAUCUGUCUCCAAGGGGCGUGGUCAUGGUACGCAGGCUCAUAGCCCGCGUCGAGCACCUCAAGGUGUGUCCAGAGGACAUGGGAGACGUCACGGACGGGAGGGAAACGGAGGAGCGAUAGCAGGGUAUUCAGAUGAUGAGGAGGAUGAAUGGGCAUAACCCGAUCAGCCGAACAUCUUCAGGACCUAAAGAUCUUUGUUUCAAUCCUUCUUCAAUUCCAAUGCAAACUUUCCUGCAGAUGACAUUUUUGGCAUCUUCACAAAAUGUAAUCUCAGUUCCCAAAGUCUCAAAACGCCACGGGAUGAAAAAAAAAGCAGAAUUCGUGAGGAAUCGAGUCGAGACUGAACAUCCGAGGCGGGAAACCAGUGCAUUGGAUUAGCAUUUCCACAAGCUGGUAACCAUUCUGUUUACAUUCACUUCAAAUUUGUUCCCAAUUUGACUUCUUAACCUGUGCAGAGGGGUUAGUGAACUUUUUUGUAUCAUAGCUUCAGCAUUAUCAUUACCGUACAUUUUAAAAACGCCAGUUAUUAAAUUUCUAUACUCAAAGGCAAACGGUCACAACGGAACAAACUAUAACCAAGUAUUGUGUACACUACCCUAGUGUUUUUCAAAUCAAUUCUAAUUCAAUGUUUUUUAAGGCCAAAAAAAAAAAUUGUCAGUAUUUUGAUGUGAAAAAAGUAGUAAACAAAAUCCUUAAUAUAUUGAUCCGUAACGGCCUGAAUUUUUAUUCCAGUUAAUUCCAGGGUAAAUUUCAUAUUAGUAUGUCAAUCAAUAUAGGCCAAAUUAACCCUUAAAAGUUGUUUGACAAGCUGUCAUGUAUUAAGUGACAUGUCGUCAGACUUAGCAAAAUGAGCUGGAAAACUUGGCCGUGAUGAUAAUUGGACACAAAACAUCAAAUAUUUGAGUGGCUGUUGUUGCGAACUUAUAAAGGACGAACCCUGACAUGUCUGUCUGGCUGUAAUUUCCAUUAGAAAGUUUGAAGAAAGACUUUCAGACGUCAUGGUCUGCAGUGCAGUUGGCAAUGAAUCCUUUGCAGCACGGCAGAUUUUUAGAAAAGCGCGACCUUCACAAAACUCUCUUUUCCCCAAAAGAAAAUGAUUGUUGUGGAAUUUGUAUUUUCGGUAAUCAUGGUAACUCUUAGAAAUGCAAGGAUUCUUUUUACACAUGAUUUAGAAGCAUUAGGACAAAAAAAAUCCUAAAAAGAAAAUCAAUCCUGUCAGUUGGAGGUCCUAAAAUGUAAAUUGUUUCUCUUUGCCUGAUUUUUUUUCCUCCAAAUAUUAAUAAGUUGUAAAAAGAAACUUUUGCAAUGCAUUGGACAUACUCACUAUAUAUCAUGUACAGCACCGACAAUUUUUAUGUAAAGAAAAAAAACUGGAUGAUAAAUUAAGCAGUUCACAUUCCUUGAAGAAUGUCAGUUAUCAUGCUAAUAAGCUUUCUAAAUGUUUUGCUGGAAUAUCAUAACUUUCAACGUUAUUUAACUGGUCUUAAAAGUGUAAACAUCUGAUUUUUUUUUCAAGAAAUCAAACCAACUUAAUGAUUCAAAAAUUGAUCACAUUAAUGUACACUCAUACAGGAAAAUACCAGAAUGAGCCAAUUCACUUGUUUUGUUUGAUGGACCAAUGAUCUGAACUUUUUUUGUCUUUUUUUUUUAGAUAAACUUGUACCAAAUGCUUUCUUUUCUGUAAAUAUUUAUUGCCGGAACAAUUUGCCAACAAAUUGAUCUAGGCAGCUACAAACAAAAAUAAAUACUUUCCUUCAUUUUGUUUAUCAAAUUGAUAACAUACAAAAAACCUGUACAAAUUAACAUAUUAUGACUUAAGAUUAUAUAUAAAUCUAUAUAUAUAUAAAAAAUAAAAUAGCAAAAUUUCUAAAAAAUGCAUUUUUUUAUUAAGCCUACUUAUAUUGGGGUGUACUUGCCCGUGAACGUAUCAACAUUAGUAUGUACUGUCCUCACCGUAUACUUCAAAAAAAGAAAAAGUUUGCAACAUUUUUCUAGCUCUCCAUAUUUGACUGUUCUAUCAUUUGAUCAUUUAGAUAGUAUUCCAGACUGCUCUCGCAAUUGUAGUGCUUUAGACAAUUUAUACAGCUUUGAACAAUAUAUCUGCAAAACAUUCUAGCUUUUUAAGUAGAAUUAUAUAGAACGUUGAAAACACCCUAGUAUUCCUUGUAGAGCCAUGUAUGAUAUACAGACCUGUUCACGUAUUUGCCAAUUUUGAGGCAAACUGGUCUUUCAAGUCUUCAUACUUCCAUGCCAAAAAUAUCCAUUGUCAUUUAGAAAUGACUUUCACAAGAGGUGGUGCCUAACCUGAAGCAGGCCCGUUUUGUUCAUUUUUUUAUGAAACGAAAAGAUAAAUUACUCAACGCACCCUGAAUCUUGACAAGAAUAGAGACCUGUAAUAUUGUGGGUCACAAUUUUGUGCAUAAUGCAAGGAUGCGUCGUCAUGUCAAUAUGACCCCCCUUCUACCCAUGCCCCGCCCACCAAUCUUAAUGACCUGCAAGGUUCAUUAACGCUACUUUGUACUAUUUAAUAUGAAAUCAUCAAAUUUGGAUGGCUUGUAUAGAAACAAAAUCAACAAUGUAAUCAAAUUUUCAGUUAUUUUUGAUUAUCCUAAACCAUGUGGUGACCGUGUACACUUGUCUACAUUUACCAGUUAUUCAGUGUUUGAUAACAAUUUCUUUGCCUGAGCUGGCAAAAAGUAUUGAAUUUGGUCAGGUUUCUCCAAUCUGGCACCCUGUCACAACACACCGUUAUUCAGUGUAUCUUGUGAUUCAAGGUAUCUGUCUAAAGACAUACCAUUAAGUGUCAGCAGCACUGUUCCAGUUGUGAAAAAGAAAUGGCGAAAACUCUACAUGGAAAUUUUAGAGGGAAAAACUUCAGAAUGGAAUUUUGUUCGAGAAGAAAAAACACAACAGUUUCUUCUGUGGUUUUCAGAUCUUCAAAAUGGUCUUUAAAAAACACUUUUUUGACCUUAUGUCAGGCCAUUUUCUGGUGAUUUUUUUUUUUUGCUCUAAUCAUUUGGAGCAUUAUAAGUCUUUUAUGGAUUUUUCAAUAAGUCAAUCAAUCAAUCUAGUAAGUAAGUAAUUAAUUGGACCAUUUAUCCGUCAUCAUUUCCAUCAUAUGCCAAUAUGACUCAAGCACAUCAACGAGUGCAUGUUGCAUCGCUCCUUUACAAUAAACGCGCUUUUAGACAUUAGUUUUUGGUGUCACAUUCCACGUAAUGUUUUGCUUAAUUAUUAUCAGGCGGACUUUAUGAAUGGGUAUGUACGUAUGUAAGAUGUGUCAGUUUUGCAAGCUAAAAGAGGUAUAAGUGUAUAUAAGAAAAAAAACUGAGAGUGUUCGAGCGUAACGGUUUCACAUUGCAAUUUGUAGUCUCUAGAUGCUUGAAUUUUCAUUACUUUUUCUCUUUUUUUGUACUAAAAUACUAUUGUCUUAAAAUAACUAUGCAAACUGCUUAAAAAAUUUCUAUUAUUAUGAUUAUCAAGUGCUCUGAACGAGUUAUAAGUUCAGCUUGUUUGUUUUGUUGCCGUCAUUUUGCCGAAUGAUUUGGCUCAAAAACUUUUGUGUUUUGUACCGCUUGGAAUUUUACGGCUAAUGUAAUGCCCGUUUGCAAUGUUGCAAUGGUUUGUUUUUCAAAGUGGAAUUUUCAAGUCAUUUCAGGCCUCGGAAAAUGUAUUAGGAUGCAAAAGUUGCACCCUUUUGGCAAAGAAAUGUAACUCAUUCCAUAAACUUUGGUCGGUUUGCGAACUUGUACUAUUCCAACAGUAUAGCAUUCUUUUUAAGUAGAGUUCUUUUUUUAGUUGAGUAUUUUAAGUUUUCUACUGCUUUUGUUUUUGUAUAUAGUUUUUGAGUCAGAUUCAAUCGUUUUCAUAAUGGGAAGGCUGUGUGAUUUUACUAUUAUUUUUAUUCUUAGAUUUAAAAGAAAAUGAAGCAUUUGUCGAUUUUUGCUGCAAGUAUGCUGUCAUGGGGGGCUGCCCCGUGUAGUAAUAACUAUUAUUCCAUAUGUGCCAUUUUCGUGUGUGUAAACAAAAAAUCACUAAUUUUGAUAAGUUUGUUCUUUUUAAAACUAGUCUACUUGUUCAAUUUCUAUCAGAUGUUAGGUACUUAAUGACGAAGGUUUACAGGAUAAUUGAUACUCGGAACACAUUUUCUUGAACUGCUUGUGUAAAGAGCGUUCUCUUGCUAAAGCAACAAGCGUAUAUACCAGCCAAUUUUAUGCAAUAUGUGUACUGGUGAUCAUUAACUAUGCUUGCAUAUCAACAACUAAGCAAAGUGCUUAAAGCUGUCGGGAAUUAUAAAAAAAAAAAACAAGCACCAACCCAGUGUUCUUGAAAAAGAAAUGACUACAUCCGGGUUUACUAAAUGUUAUCUUCUUCAGAGAAGAGGCAAGUCUAACUAUUUAUUGACUGGUUUCUAUGGUAACUUAGCCUAAAACACAACAUCUUUACUACAUUAUAGUGAGGUUAAUGUUACCUGUAUUUCCUGUACAUAUAUAUACAUAUAUAUCAUGUGCUUUACGAUUAUAUAAUAUAUCACACAGUCCCUUAGUAGUUAAACUAGCGUAGCUUAGUGUAGUCUCUUGAUAAAAAAAAUAUCCAAUAAUGCGUCUUUUACAGCAUUUGAUCCUCAGUGCUUGCGUCAUCGUUACGUCAUCAUGAUGUUUGUUUUAUUCACAAUUCGAUUUUUGAGUGGAAUAAAAUACCUCUGCACACCAACAGUGAAAAUGA
Messenger RNA from Patiria miniata (bat star), 13306 nucleotides. Its product is annotated as voltage-dependent calcium channel type A subunit alpha-1-like. The transcript has 49 exons. Gene Ontology annotation, biological process: calcium ion import across plasma membrane; chemical synaptic transmission. The coding region runs from base 685 to 8739 and encodes 2684 amino acids. NCBI's taxonomy places the organism in Eukaryota, Metazoa, Echinodermata, Asteroidea, Valvatida, Asterinidae. Gene Ontology annotation, cellular component: membrane; voltage-gated calcium channel complex. The record is from RefSeq and is a predicted model, not a curated record. Gene Ontology annotation, molecular function: high voltage-gated calcium channel activity.